CAUAUAGCGCGUCUUAACUGUGGGGUUUGAAGUUGUGGACUGCACUUCUACGAUCAGACAAAAGCGUCAUGAAGAAGAAGAAGCAGCUUACGUUAAUGUUAAUCAAUGUCUUGCCGCAGACGUCGAAGCCAAAUUUCAAUUUCUGAUUGCUGCGUAUAAACGCCCCACCGCCUCCAGGCCACAAUGGCUUGGCUGGCCUGCUGGAGAUUAACCAUUCCUUUCUGUGCCUUCUCGGCGUGCCAACGAAGGCUCAGUUUGUUGUGUUCUGUCAUCAGCUUAUAACUUGAGGUGGUUUUUGCGGAGCGUUGUCGUGACGUUUGAGAUAGAUGAAUAGUUUGUUCGUCGAGGAGAAAGGGAGAGAGGGAGACUUAUGUGGUUUGGAUUUGAGAAAUAGGUUGUGAGGUACAAUCUCCUGUGCACAUAUACAUGGCUGGAGGAUAUCCGAAACCGUUUGUCAUCUCGCACUGAGCAUUAGCUGCAUGUCUCUCGUCGGGGUGCGUGACUUGUCCUUGCGUUAUUUUUCCCUUUAGACAUGUGAGGCGGCGGAACUAUCGUCUUUGUUUACAGAAGGUUGAGGACAGUUGUUUUCGAGCGGGUAAUCUUCGCCAUCAGCCAAGUUUGAAUCGCUUGGAGUUUGGUUGUUUCCUCGAACACUGUGAUUGUUUAGUUUCCUACAGUUUCACAGUAUCGAACAUUAAUUUUGAUUUUAAUAGUACAUUUUUCUUUUUGAAUUCGCAGCACACACUGUUUAUUUUUUUGGCUUACUUUCUUCUGUACCUACAGUCUUCAGCUGGGUUGGCGAUUCGUAUGCUCACUGAAAUGACGGUCUUCUCUUCCGGUUCUCGCGCAAUUCCACAGUGUUGCAAGGUGAUAAAACUUGAAGCGCAUUCAUGAUCAAUCUGACGAUCUGCCCUUAGUUAUAUUUUCUCCUACUUUCUGCGCUAGUCAGCCCUCUCGCAUUGGUAGUAACACGAUGGGAUCAUCAUCAGUGUGAUAGAUUGGGGACAGUUUGUGAUAGUGCAAAGGCGCCAGUGGCAGCGAAAACGCACUGAGAUAGUUAUUGAUGCACUUCUAGGUUGAUAGUUCGCGGAGGAUCGAUAGUCAUGGCGGGAUUGAACAUCUCUGAGGUCACUCGUAUGGUUACUUGCUUGUUCGGCAUCCACAUUCAGGUUUUAGAGAAUCGUAUCGUUUCUGAUUUCCUGGCAACGAAGCGAUCGCUUCACUUCUGCGUCACCUCUCCUUCCAGUCUUUUCUGUAAAUGACGCAGUGCUCUCAAUGCACUGGAAUCUCUCGUAGACUGCCAUAUAUUCUCUCAAAGGGUAACAUAUCACCGAAUGAUCACAAGCGAGGUGACGUGUGCUAGUAAAGUUUAAUUCUGGAAUUCCGAGACUCUACAAUGCUCCGAAUAACCGAGUAUUGUAUGAGGCUGUUUCGCUGACUGCCAUGGUUCUACGUAUGCGACCUCCACAUUCCUAGUACUCUUCAGGAAUACUUUGCACCUCGACCUUGUUCAAGAGGACUAUCAACCAGCUCUUUCGUCGUCUUAUUCUUGUCUACCACUCAAUUUGAGAAAGUUCCAUACCAAGACUCAUGGGUUCUUCUAAAUUUCAUAACUAGAGACGGCAAUACAGAGUCCAACGUUCUCUUUUAAAACUGAAUCGGCGACAGCCUUGAGAGUGCGGCCUUGAGUAUUACUUUCCGCUCGUGUCUGAAGGAUCAGCAGUGAACGUAAGGUCUUCGUAUUUUAUCGCUUGACUUGGCAUUCAGCUGGGAAAGCGUAGCUGCACUUUAUUACACUAAGGUGAUGGACGAUCUCACAGAGACUCACCGGCGAACGCCACCCACUUUUCACCACAUUGGCUUGCAGUCUCCACGUGUGGGAGGGUGUGUGAGCACAUUUUUUCAUAUGAUCGACUGGAAACACAGCAAACGUCUCUCUUCCUCUAGGCGAAUUACUGCAGACAGGCCAAAGAAAGAAGCACUAUAUGCUAAAAGGGAGAAGUUCGUCACGGAGUGCACAAUUGUCCCCACUUUAAAGCUUUCAACGAGAAGCACUGAGAGAGAUGAAGUUUUUGCUACCCCGACGAACACCCUAGCUUUCAACUCGACGCCAAAUCCAGGGUCUGCUAACUCGGACGGCACGAGUGAACGUGUUCCUGGAGUGGUCGCACGACUCAUGGGUCUGGAAUCUCUACCAGACAAGACAUACCCGCCCUCGAGACCUGACGCACUAGAGUUUUGUUGUAACAUGACGGGAGAUACAGCUCGUGAGCAUGUGGAUUUCCCACCUAUUUUGCUGCAUGAGCUUCUCGGUCAAAAGUUCCACCAAUGCUCUAAAAAACCAUUAAAGCUCAUGAGCAUUUCCAAGAAGUCAAAAGCUACGAGAUCAGAACGACCUUUCGAGAAUAGAACUUCUUCCACAAGGGAUGCCUUUGAGCCCUCGAUGAAGCAGCCCUUUCUAGCUCGACUGCAACAUAGUGCUCCUAACCUUCAUCACUCGAAGCCCGUGAGCAGCCCCAGUUCUUCUCUUCUGUCGCCAUCAAUGCUCAGUGGAUACACAGUGAAAUUAUUGAAGUCAACGGUGAAAGACCGGGAGCCGAGUAAGCAGCCUUCCCCAGGGAGCAAGAACACUAUGUCAAGAGAAGCACACAGAGACACCCAAAGUGCCAUUGGUGGGAGCUUCCGAUCCGAGACGAGGAGCAUUUGUUCCAGCAAAAGCCGAAGGGAGAGUUCAGCGAAUUCCUCCAGCAGGUCUUUCAGAACUCCGUCCAUUUCAAGGACUUGGAGUGAGAGGGAUGAUAGACCCAAGCACAGUGGCUAUGAGUCGUAUUCUUCUGGGAGUCAGAGUUUCAGAACUCGGUACGAUCCAGGCAGACAAGAUCAAGCCAGCCGAAGGGCAUGUGAGAUGGCUUCACCAAGGUCCAGUUCUUCUCUGAAAACCCAUGGAACGAGGAUCCCGGUCCUGAAAAAAGCGGAAGCAGGUUCUCCGUCUCCCCGAGCCGUGCUAGGAACUCACGAAGCUUCAAUCCGUGGAUUUAAAACCGACCUUGGAAUUUCAGUUUCUUCUCCUCGUGAGAAGAACCUGGAGAAUCAAAGAAACGAUUCGCAGGCUGAAGAUUUUGGAGCUCUUCCUUGGAGGCUUGCUCCUACUACACCCAUUCAUGUAGAUGCAACUACUGAAGAGGAGCCUCCGCUACGUUGUAAUUAUGAUCAAAACGCUGAUUUUAGUCAAGGGUCCAUAAUAAUGUCCAAGACCCUGUAUGAAAAGUCUGUUACUGGUGGCGGAUUUCGGUCUAUUCAUUUCCGGAAUAAGGGUGCGAAGCAUGAUAAAAAUCAUGGAAGCCAAGGGAAUCGAGUACUUCCCUCUGAUAAGCAACCAGUGGAACAUUCAGUUGGAUUAUCACUUGCGAAGGAGGAAAAUGUUACUGGAGUCAGAUCCAGCUAUGGUGUUCUUUUCAGUAACAAAAAGCAAGCUAAUAAAAAGGAAUGUUUUGAUAAAAGUGGGGUUCCAAAAAUGAACCACACUGACAGCACUUCGAUGUUGUCUCUUUUAAAAAGACCAAGGAGUACGCCUGGUCCAUCCUCUAUGCCAACUACCCAGCUUGGUUCUCAGAACGUUAAGACGAUGUCGAAAUCUGGCAAAAAGGUUACUUCAAAAGUGGGUUUGGGAAAACUGGAAGUCAUGAAAGGUGUAGCCAAGCAAGGUUCGUCCUUGGUAGAAAUUUCUAUAAAAGAGCCAUUGUCACCGAUCCGCAAGCAAUUUGAGAAGACAAGGUACAAGUCCAUUGAUGACGUAUUCCCUGAGCUUCCGUUAGAGGAGAAUGGCGUAGGUUGGGCGUCACCAGAUCUUCGGAAGACCAUUCAAGCAGUAGAGGACAAAUUCCUAGGAAUCGGGUUACAUGGUGAAACAGCGACCCAAGACUGCAGAUCCAUUGAACGAAUGUUUGGAAAAGGAAUUUCUGGGAAGUAUGUGCCUGUGUCCCCAACAAGCUCUGAAUCAUCUCUCCUGGAGAAUGCAACCUCUAAAACGAGUCCCCACGUCUUACCCACCAAAUGCAGAUCAGUUACUGCAACGGUUCCAAACAGUGCCUUAGUGAAGUACGAAGAGAAGUACUUCCUUUCUCGGAAUCUUCUCAUGCUGCAGGAUAUGUUCGUGGUUGCUCACGGAGAUCAAUCAAAUGAUUUAUGUGGUCCACUACGGAGCUUCCGUUCGUUAGAAGAUCGAGAGAUUGUUUUAGAUGACGAUGAAGCAGGAGCCGAUGUGGAUGCGUGCAGUAACAGCGCCAGUUGUGAUACUGGCGGGACACCUGAGCGACUUGAGAUUCAAAUAAUGCCAGUAGCUGCUGGAUGGAGUGAGGAUGUGGCGACGCCACCAGCUUUGAAAAAGUUUGAAGAAAAGCUAGCAUUGGGCUUCUGUGACUCAGAUGAGGGGCACACUUUAUCUGCUGAAGAAUGCGAGCAACCCAGUCCCGUAUCUGUCCUUGUGUCUCCAUUUCUUGACGAGGUUGCCAUGACGCCUGCUACAAGUUUUACUGGGUCGCAGCAGACUAAGAAGAAUCUCACUGGUAUUGGUGACAUGUCCUUUUCUCCGUCAGAAGAGGACGAAGAACAAACACAUCCUAUCAAAGAUAAUGUAAUCAUUUCAAAAGCUUCUGAGAUGGCCACACAAGACACGAUAGAGGUAGACCAGAUCAAGCAAGGGAAUCUGAGCAUUUUAAGGUUUCCAAAUCUUAAUUUGUCAAGUAUUGAACCACCAAUUACUGCUCCAAUAGAGCCACAUCAGGAACUAUCCUACAUCAGAGACGUCUUGGAUGCGAUCAACCCACUAAGAGGUUUAGAAUCUGGACGCUGCCCAUCCAAUUCUCCAAUGAAACUUCCCUUGUGCGACGGACUUGAAUCUGGAAAUAUUGUACUGGACGAGUUCUCCUUCGAGUCUGAGCGAUGGUGUACUCUUUUAGAUGCACCUAGUCAGAGUUCAAGAAUGAAUCCAGAUCGAAAGCUUCUCUUUGAUUGCAUACACGAGGUUAUUGAUCUUGAGCCAUGGAUGAAAACCUCUUCCUUCUAUGUAGAUCUGCCCAUGUUUCCUGAGAUGACUUCAAACUCGAAGUUCAGAUCGCCAAUCGUGGGAGAGCCUCUUGUGAAAGGAGUUCAUAGAAUGAUCUGUCACUGGAGAGACAUCGCUGGAAAUGUGCUGGAUGAUCUGAUAGACUAUGACAUGAAUGUUCCUGAAGGCCGGUGGCUGGUUUUCAGCCAAGAAGUCGCUGAAGUAGGCCUUGAUAUCGAACGCAUGCUUCUGAAAAAGUUCUUGGGAGAGAUUAUCGAUGAAUUGGCAUCGAUCUCAACAGCAAGGGCCUUAAUGAUAUCCUACGAUUGUAAUGGCAAUUCGUUCGAAUUUCUUCACGAAACGAAGAAUUUGGAGCUUCUGGAUCACGAAUUCAUCGUGGGAGGCCCAUUUACAGCGACUCUAGCAAUUUCGCUUAACAUUACAAAUGCAAGUGCGGCUUUGCUGCGACAGAGGAAAUGUGUACAUAGUUUAACGAGCGGAGUACGCUCUCUGUAACCACAAAUAUGCUUCCAAAUAUCUCCUGGAAGUUGCAAUAUUAGUGAAGGUUCCAGAGGUGUGUGCUGAUUCUAGAGGUAUUUCUCAUUACCGUUGUAGAUAACAUUGAAAAUGUUAACUGAGGGAGGUGAAGUUUGACUUCUGGCUGCUUCACUAACUGUUUUCGUGAA
Molecule: messenger RNA, 5730 nt
Organism: Physcomitrium patens
Lineage: Eukaryota; Viridiplantae; Streptophyta; Bryopsida; Funariales; Funariaceae
Source: RefSeq, a predicted model, not a curated record